CCGUAUAAUUCCUCCUUAAACCCUAUUAAUGAAAACACAAAACCUCUCUCUCUCUCUCUCUCUCUCUCUCUAUUGUCGAUCUCCAUGUUGUUGAUAGAAACUCAAAUUGGGGUUUCGAAGAUUUGUGAUUAAUGAUGGCUUUCAGAAGCUUACACCAGAUUCGAGCUCUCCAUCGUACGGCUCAGAUAUCAGAAUCGUCCCAUCUGCUUGGAAGCUCAAGAAGCUAUGCAAGUGGUAUUUCAACUGUCCCUGAACUUUAUUGCCGGAACAAGGGCCAUGGAGCCCUUCCUUGGACCCAUGGAAGUUCUAUCACAUUGCGGUCUGCAAUGGCUGUUGAGUUACCCAUCUUCUUGAAUGACACAAGGUUGCUAUCAACACAAGUAAAAGCCCCUGCACAAGCAAGACAAAUGGGAGCUCUUAAAGUUGCCAUGUUGAGUCCAGGGUUUAUCUACGAGCCUUAUACACCUCGUGAAAAAAUCUCAUUUCUCAAGAGAUGGUUCACAAGAAGUGGGUGGAGAAGAACAAAAGAAGAUAUAGUUUUAGAGCUCAAAAGUGCAUAUGCCAUUACUAAAUUAAGAAAGAAGGGCUAUUCAAAGAAUUUAUUCUACAAAGAAGCGAUACAGUUAUACAAGGAGAUAAAUACUCUAAUGGCAAAUGGGGACAAAAAUUCUUUAAGGAAAGCAGUUACAGAGAAAAUGUUUUCCGAACUAAAGAAUGAAAUAAAACAAAGAGACUCCAUAUGGAAUAAGGUCUACUGGGAAAUGGUGGAACCAGUUGUGAAAAUACGAACUUUGCGAGCACGACUGAUUGGUGUUGAUCGGAACGAUCUUGAGAAGGUGUUCAUACAGCUUACACUUGAGUUUCUGACAAAGCAGAAGUUCGAAGCAUACGACUCAAAUGGUUCCAUUGUUUCGGGAGAUAAAUCAAAGGAGGUCCUUGUCCGUGAUAUCUGGGUAUUUGAAAAAUCUCUCUUCCAUGAUAAAGCUUUCUGGCGUCUUUGUGGGAGGAUUUCUCUCUAAGCAAGCCAUCAUUCACCAUUUGAUCUACGGUACUGUGUUGAUGACGAAAUAAAUGCUGUUAACCAAUUUUGUAAACUGAGCAUAUCUCAAUUUAUCGUACUAAUUCUGUUUAUGUAGCUAUGUUUUUGGUUGUUAAAUUCAACUUUUGGCU
Prunus avium (sweet cherry) is the source of this 1170-nucleotide messenger RNA. RefSeq names its product Mitochondrial inner membrane translocase complex, subunit Tim44-related protein. Gene Ontology annotation, cellular component: mitochondrion. The record is from RefSeq and is a predicted model, not a curated record. NCBI's taxonomy places the organism in Eukaryota, Viridiplantae, Streptophyta, Magnoliopsida, Rosales, Rosaceae.